Brenthis ino (lesser marbled fritillary) is the source of this 282-nucleotide messenger RNA. The record is from the annotation of a GenBank genome assembly. NCBI's taxonomy places the organism in Eukaryota, Metazoa, Arthropoda, Insecta, Lepidoptera, Nymphalidae.
AUGAUAAUGUCAGUACUGCAGUAUCCACAAAUUGAUAUGUACUGGUCAGAAAAGUGGAAAGUUUCCAUAGUUGCAAUAGCUAUGACAAGGAACAGAUUCUUUUUUAUCAGACGACGGCUGAAGUGUGUUUAUGAUGCUGAAGUGACAGCAGAACAGAAGAUACAAAAAAAAUGGAAAAUACAGCCACUGUUUAAUCGAAUCUUGGAGAUGUGUCACGAACAAAACCGGCCCAAGAAUAUUGACGAAAUGAUUAAUCCGUUUACUGGAAAAUGUCCGAUGAAC